AUAUCAAAAAGUCAAAGUUUCCUUAAAUUCCGUUUUUAUCGGGUAGAAAGAAAAGAUUUUUUAUUUUCAUAAUAUUCUUAUCAUUGUGCCAGCAAUUAUGGUACAAUUGGUGCCGAUCCGGCUAUUGCUGUUGUGGUGAUGGUGGUAGGACUAAUUUCCUUCUACAAAAUUCUCGUAGUAUCGGAAAUUUCAAGCAUCUUUGUGGUGGAAGAAAAUUAAAAUGAAAGGUUUGUACCGUUGUACGCAUUAUAAAAAAGAAAAAAGAAAGCUUGAUUUAUUUAUUACCUCUAUUUCAACGAUGAGGAAGGUUACAAUAGCACUGAUAAUUAUUAGUUUUAUGAAUUUAUUCAUUUUUGUUUUUAUUUAUAACGUAUAUAUGUGUUCGUAAGCUCGCAAGUAAUUUAGGCUUAGAAACAUAACAAUUUUUGAUUUUAAAUUUUUAUGAUAUUUUAAUU
Messenger RNA from Rhizophagus irregularis DAOM 181602=DAOM 197198, 455 nucleotides. The record is from RefSeq and is a predicted model, not a curated record. NCBI's taxonomy places the organism in Eukaryota, Fungi, Glomeromycota, Glomeromycetes, Glomerales, Glomeraceae.